CAGGGUGUACAGGGACCUUUCUCUCCCAGGGUGUACAGGGGCUUGUCUCUCCCAGGGUGUACAUGGGCUUGUCUCUCCCAGGGUGUACCAGGUGUUGCCCCCUCUCAGGGUGUGCCAGGUGUUGCUCCCUUCCAGGGAGUACCAGAUGUAUAAGUAAGAAAGGCGUGGUGAACAUUACUGGCAGGCUAGGGAGGAUGGCUAGUAACCGGCAGGUAGGGAUGGACGCCAAUAUCUAUAACAACAAAUCAUCUAAACAGAAAAAGAAAGGCAAGCCUCCACCGCCUCCUGGAUCGGAAUCGGACCAAAGUAUUGAUACUAACAGCUUAUCUGCGGAGUCUCAAGACCCAGGUCGCUCCCCCAAUAGCUCCCACAAGACCAGAAGCAAGAAAGGAGAAUGGGAGAUCCUUGAAGGCCUUAAAGAAGGGCAAAGAUUUGACUUGGUUCCUCGAAAAUUUGAAGGUUUUUUACUUAAACGUCGAAAAUGGCCACUUAAAGGAUGGCAUAAGAGGUAUUUUGUGCUGGAUAAGAGUAUCCUAACAUACGCAAAGUCUGUAGCUGAUUUGGUUCGAGGGAAGAUUCUAGGCAGAAUGGACAUCGGAAUGUCUGUAAUAUCAACCAAGGCUCGUCGGCGGCGCAUUGAUAUUGAUGCCGAUACACUUAUUUUUCACCUCAAGUGUAAAUCUCGAGAAGUGUAUUUGCAAUGGGUUGAGCAACUAAAGCAGCAUCGUCUCCACAAGCAGCAUCAAAUACUGUAUAGUAAAGACCAGGCCAAGCUUACUUCACCCACUUCACCUUCCGAUGAGUCUCCAACAGAUCCGCUGGUGCCAGGUGGUCGGAGCUCCCUGCCUGGAUCCCUACCUGGGUCGCAUCCGGGCACAAUAGGUCGUGAAGGCAAGUCCAACACGGGCACGACGUUGACUGGGGCUGCCGCAGGAGCAGGAACACUUCGCUCCUGGCUGAUGGAUAGUUCUGGACUAGAUCAACUAACUAAAGAAAUCACAACAACACAACACCAUGUCCAGCAAUUGGCCCGCCUUCUUGACUCUAUAGAGCAUCAGGAUGAUAUAAGUCAUGGAGAACCAACAACUCCUUCAACAAAAUCCAGAAGAAAGUUUCGUUUGCGUAAACACAAGUCCAACAAAUCUACAAGCGGAGAGAUUACCAUCAGCACAAGUUCGGGAAAGGUUGCCCCUGAUCAGGUGGAUGCUACUGUACCUUCACUGCAGGUGGAUGGUAAUCUAUGUGAGUUACGACCACUGAGUAGUAGCAACCCAACUCUGGCUCUGCAUAGUGCGUGUUGGCAUCCAUCUGCCUCACGUCCCCACAGCUAUUCUGAUGCUUCUACAGCUGUUGUGGGAGGCGCUCAGCCCCCCAACACUCCGUCACCAACGUCACAGACUCAUCAUCAGGCAGCCAUUCCCCCUACUAUCACUUUGUCCAUGGAAAGUACAUCUCGGGAAGAUUUUACAAUAUUGGCUAAGGAAGUUGUAAGUCAAGUUGGACAAGUCCUGCGUGGGAUCCAGACGGAGAGAGAGAAGCUUCGUCAAGCCCUUGAGUCUGAAACUAACCUCUUGGCAUCUCAUAACACCACAACAAUCAUUGCUGCACUAAGAAACUCCCUUAAUCAGGCUCUACAGCAAAAUGCAGAAUUACGAGGUCGUUUGGCAAGGAUUCAUGCCGACUCUGACUUGUCUGAUAUCUCUGUACCACCUUCUAUGUCUGAACUUAUCUGCAAUACUGAUGAAACUGGACUACUUUGGAGAAGUAUGCCAACUGUGCCAGACCGAAAGCUGCACAAGUCACUGCACACAUCCCUGUCAUACGAGAGCAGCUCGUGCUUCAGUGCCUCUGAGUACUUCGAUGCUGCAGAUGCAUUUAGUGAUGCAGGAGCUACAGAUACUAGUUCAGAGGCUUCGUCAGAUAACAGCUCCUUUACGAGUGAAGCAAGUGAUGCUGGCACUGAUGCUCAUCCUAGUGUGGCUGACAGUGAGGAUGUCACAGCAGAAAUAGAAGAAGAUGGCAAAUGUUUCACUGGUCGUAGAACACGUUUACCUGCUCCAAAGCCUCUUACAGAAGAUUUCUCGGUGUGGAACUUCCUUUAUAAAAAUAUUGGAAAGGAUUUAUCCAAAGUGUGCAUGCCCGUCACUUUAAAUGAACCUCUCAAUAUGCUGCAGCGGAUGUGUGAAGAAUUGGAAUACAGCGAGCUACUAGAUAAGGCUGCAGGCUUGGAGGAUGCUGGAGACCGCAUGGUGCAAGUGGCAACAUUUGCCGUCUCUGCCUAUGCCUCGUCAAUAUAUCGUGCUGCUCACAAACCUUUCAAUCCUCUUCUUGGAGAGACUUAUGAAUGCAUCAGAGAAGAUAAAGGCUUCAGAUUUGUGGCUGAACAGGUAAGCCAUCAUCCUCCAGUGAGUGCUUGCUAUGCUAAGAGCCACAACUUCACAUUUUGGCAAGACAUUCGAAUUAAAACCAAGUUCUGGGGCAGAUCUCUAGAAUUCCAGCCAACUGGUAAGGUUCACUUGAUCUUAGGCGAAUGGAUAGAUUCUGGGACAGAGGACCAUUACGAGUGGAACAAGGUGACAACUUGUGUGCACAAUUUAUUUGGCGGUGGACAGAGAUGGGUUGAUCAGUAUGGGGAGAUGAUCAUCAAGAACACUACAAAUGGCCUCGUGUGCAAGCUUUCAUUUGUAAGGGCUAGUUCAUGGUCAGCAAAACGUCAUGAAGUCUUUGGCACUGUGACGGAUGCUGAUGGCCAGGUGAUACACAACUUGUUUGGUAAAUGGACCGAGGCUCUUUACUGUGGACACGCCCCCUCGGCACGAGUGGUGUGGCGCCCAGGGAGCAUGCCAGAAGACUUUCAUCUCUAUUAUGGCUUUACACGAUUUGCAAUGGAGCUGAAUGAAUUGGAUGACGACCAGUCUAAAUAUCUGCCUCCAACAGACACUCGGUUCAGACCCGAUCAAAGGUUAUUAGAGGAGGGUAAUAUGUCUGCGGCUGAAGUGAUGAAAACACAGCUAGAGCAACAACAGCGUGAGAGACGCAAGUCUCGAGAAGAGACUGGAGUAGAGCACUUGCCCAUGUGGUUUAGACGUGAAAUGGAUCAUAGCAAAGAAGAAUCUUGGGUUUUUACCGGUGAGUACUGGAACAAGCGCAAAGAACCGGGAUUUGUUAACAUGACUUUUGAGAAACUGUGGUAAUAAAGACAUUACUACACAUAGGACUUAAGGUAUAUGAAGAAUUUGUGUAUAUUUUCUUGACUUACCACUGGAGCUGGAACUGACUAAGGACUGAUUGUGUACUUGCAUCAUGCUAGUAAUAAUAUGCUUGAUGAAUGAGACACGGUUCUCAAAUUAAUUUUAAGUUCAAUGUAAGAUGCCUUAUUUAUUGACAGCAACCAUAUUGAGUUCAAACUUUAUUUGUGGUAUGUUUACAGAGAAGAACUUGGCUAAAAACUCAGAGAACAGU
Molecule: messenger RNA, 3462 nt
Organism: Procambarus clarkii (red swamp crayfish)
Lineage: Eukaryota; Metazoa; Arthropoda; Malacostraca; Decapoda; Cambaridae
Source: RefSeq, a predicted model, not a curated record